AAGUCAGAAAUUGGCAAACGCCAUACCAAAACUCGGCGUUGCAUUAAAAGCCCCAGCGCGGGCGUAUAACGUAUUUUCACAUCGAUUAACACGAAAGAGUGAAUAACGACAGCGUGAAGGCGUCGUACCUGAUUGAUCAUCUGGUGUAGCGACUUGCCAAGUCAAUUUACACCUCGACCCGGACCACCAAGCCUCUUGUGAAACGACGUAUCGGAAUUGCGUGUACCUCAACACUCGACGACAAAUCCGUACCGUUCCCCAUGGAAUAUCCAUAAAGUGGGAGACUUAUAAAAGGCUUUAUAAACCAUUUGGCGCCUGCAGAAAAUACCGAUCACCAUUACGUACUCGGAGAAACGGUAUAAUAAACCAUAACAGAUCGAACUCUACGGUGUACAAAGCGCUGAAUCAAAAACGCGCAAGUUUUCAUCGGUAAAAAAGUUCAACGACGGAUGCGAUCCAACAUGAUCUUAUUUCUUGGCUCUCUGCUCUUCGUCGCGAGCUGUGUCCUUGCCAGACCCGCCUCCUUCGACGAGUAUCUCCACGCGAUCGAAGACGACAUCGCUUCCGUCGGUUCUUCUUAUCGGGAUGUACGCGCUUCGGUUCCGCUCGGUUUUGCAACGGAAGUAGAAGACCUUUUGACCGCUGGAACGGAAGCCAGAAAAUCACGGGAGGCAAAUGGUGAAAAAAAACCAAAAAGAACAACGAUGAAAAAUGCAUCGGGCAAAUCCGAUGAAGGUGGUUACUAUAAAACUUACGGUAGCGACGCCGAGGGCGAAAAGGGUUACCUGAAACAAACGUACAGUAAAGGUGACAAUGGUUACAAAACUCUAGACACUUUUCACAAACAGGACGGUGAUAAUUACGGAUUUGAAAAGCACACCGCUUUCGGAAAGGCCAAGGGUACCGAGGAUGGUGGAAAGCAUGGAAAAAGUGGCUCGUACAGAAGCCACGAAGGUUCUCACGGCGAAGAUCACGAGGGCGCCGGGACCAUCGUAGACGCUCAUUAUUCCCCCGUCGAAAGUGACCACGCCGGCUACUCGGAGGGCGAGCAUUACAGCGAGGGUGGAGAUGAAGCUGGGUAUUACACAGACGGCGGCGAGGGGGGUGACUCCGGGCAUUAUUCCGACGGGGGUGAUGGCGCCCACCACAUCUCCGAGGGAGAGGGUAGUUCCGGAAGUUACUCGACCGGAGGUGGCAGCGGUGAACACUAUUCCUCAGGGAAUGAAGGCGAGGGUUCUCACGGUACUCAUAGUUCCUAUUCUACCGGGGAUGAAUCCGGCGAUCACCAGGCAUACGACGAAGGAGGUUACGAGGGCGAUCACUAUUAGAUGAUUAUGUGACGAAACGCCGGGAGAGUUAAUUCAAAGUCGAAACGUUCGAAUUCAGAUUCAGGAACGAGUUUGACUUGGAUGUUGAUACGGGCCGAUAUAUGUAUGUUCUUGAUCAGCUGCUUACCGUAUUAAUUGUAUAUAUAUAUAUUUGAGAUGAAAUGAUUUCCAAAUAGCUUCGGAAGCAAAUUAUACGAUCUUGUUGAAUAGUUGAUUAUUAAAAAUAUUGAAAUCGUUGAUUUAAA
Messenger RNA from Athalia rosae (coleseed sawfly), 1573 nucleotides. Its product is annotated as cold and drought-regulated protein CORA-like. Lineage: Eukaryota; Metazoa; Arthropoda; Insecta; Hymenoptera; Athaliidae. The transcript is spliced from 3 exons. The record is from RefSeq and is a predicted model, not a curated record. The coding region runs from base 450 to 1328 and encodes 292 amino acids.